Molecule: messenger RNA, 972 nt
Organism: Hevea brasiliensis (rubber tree)
Lineage: Eukaryota; Viridiplantae; Streptophyta; Magnoliopsida; Malpighiales; Euphorbiaceae
Product: mediator of RNA polymerase II transcription subunit 21
Exons: 6
Coding region: 282-686 (134 amino acids)
Biological process (GO): regulation of transcription by RNA polymerase II
Cellular component (GO): mediator complex
Molecular function (GO): transcription coregulator activity
Source: RefSeq, a predicted model, not a curated record
CGAUGGUUUCUCUUUCAACCUUCGAUUUUUCUUCGUGCAAAUCGCUUAAGACUGAGAGGGUCCAAGGCAAGACGCUUCUCCCACCAAAUUGCUUAAACUCAUUGGAGCACGCUUCAUCCUUUCCCAACAGCUGGUAGAAGUUCAUUGCAAAUAAAUUUGGUGGAUGGUAGUUUUGGGAGUUCUGUCUUGUAAUUCAGUUAUUUGACCAAAUUCCCCGAAGAAAUACUGCAUUUUUUCUAGAAUUCUCCUGCAACUUGUGGCAAAUUAAUGGUAUAAGAAAGAUGGACAUAAUUUCUCAAUUGCAAGAGCAAGUGGAUUUAAUUGCUUCACUUGCUUUUAACACAAUUGGGACGCUGCAAAGAGAUGCUCCUCCAGUGCGUCUCUCUCCAAAUUACCCUGAACCACCAGCUAACCCUACUGAAGAUUUUGCAGAUCAACCUAAGUUGAUGAGUGCUGCGCUUGUAAAGGCUGCAAAGCAGUUUGAUGCUUUGGUGGCAGCACUUCCAUUAGCCGAGGGAGGUGAAGAAGCUCAACUGAAAAGGAUUGCAGAACUGCAGGCUGAAAAUGAUGCGGUAGGCCAAGAACUCCAAAGGCAACUGGAAGCUGCAGAGAAAGAAUUGAAGCAGGUCCAGGAGCUGUUUAGCCAAGCAACAGAUAAUUGCUUGAACCUGAAGAAGCCAGAUUAAUGAUGGUGCACUGCAUUUCCGAAUGUUGUAGAUGAAAAGGGAAUGAUUGGACCAGAUGGAGGAGUCCAAUUUCAAGCAUCUAAAUUUGUCUAAGCAUUUUUUCCCCUUUCUUACUAGGAUAGCAUCUGCAUGUGCUGUCAUGGGCUUAAGCACUUGUAAUAUUUUCGUGUCUUAAGGUAGCAUAUGCAUGAUAGAAUCAUGUUAGACCACCUAUUGAUUUAUGAUUUGUAAAUUCAUGUUAGUUAGUCGACAAGUUCAGAUUAGUUAUCUAUUGCUUUUUGCUCUA